AUACUUGUACCUUUUUACGAAUUAUAAAUGUUGGUUGAUUAAUAUUAAUUACUAAUAGAUUUUAAAAUUACCAUAGUCCCUAUUUUUUCCAAACCUAUAAUCAUGGACCUAUUGUCUUAAGUAUACACAGAGUUAAAUACGUAACUCAAAAACCACUCGUUCAAGUUUUGAUUUUGAAAUUAUUUGAAAAAUUAUUUACCAAAAAUUUGCAGUAGAAAAGAAGUGUUCUCAUUUGAAUAAAACAAAAACCUUUAUCUCCAAAGACACACCUCUCUUUAGUCUUAAGUAGUAUAAAAAAAUCUAAAGAAAUUAAAAAUAUUAUGGUCUUUAAAUAUACAUUUAAAAAAGUCUAAAAAUCAGAUAUUUAAUGACUGCGUAUUAUUGAACAUAAAAAAAGAGUGAUCAUGCAAUCCACCCUGUAUAGUCACAUAUGUACUAACACCGACUCGCAAUAUUGUUAUAAACAAAUGCACACACACACACACGUCUUCUGGUUCCUGGUUUUCAUUCCGGUACAACGCAAUAACAAUACGCGUCUCAUAUACAUAUAGCGAGGUACAUACUUACACCUAUAAACCUACUUAUUGUAUCAAUAUAUAUAUAUAUAUAUAGCCGGGACUUUGGGGUAUACGACGGCAGACGACGUCCGGCAGCCGACCAGCGAGCACCGACGACGACGACGACGACGACGACGACGACGACGACGAAGAGGACAGCCCGCGGCACAGUUGUAUAAUAUUGUACAAUUUACUCAUCCCCCGGUGAAUCGGACCGUCUGCUGUUGUUAUAAUAAUACAGUAUAUUAUAUUAUACAGCCGCAAAGGCCGGACAAGCGCCGCGAUAUGGGAUGCGCCGGGAGCAAUCCUUUACCGGCAGGAGACGCGAUGGUGGCGUCGGCUACAACCGACAGUCGCACGGUCGCGGUCGACCCGCCGCCGAUGUCCGACACCGAAAAAGCGUGUUCGAUUGUCAAGAAGGUGGUCGGCAGCGUCAACGUCGACGAUGUGGUCAAAAAGAUCCAAGACGUCGGUGGAAGUAUGGAAAAUUUGAUGGACGAGACUCAAGAAAAAUUCAGUUCAAUAUUUGGAAAAGCAGAAAAACAAGUUGAUGAUGUAGAAAAAUCAGUAGAAGACAAAGUAAACGAUUUUACUUCAACUAUGCCAGAAAAACCUAAAAUACAAGAAGUUAUUCUUCUUACAGUUGAAGAAACUAGAGUAAUACCAAUAGACAUACUCAAGUCUGAAGUUCUAACAAAUGGAAAUGAUGCCGUGGUUGGAGAGGUAAAUAACAAUGCAAAAGAAGAACAGACAGAAAUAAAACCUGAAGAGUCUCCUAUCGAUGUAAAUGAAAAACAAAAUGAGGAAGAAGAUAAAGUUGAAGAAGAAAAAGUUGAAGAAGAAAAAGCCGAAGAAGAAAAAGUCGAAGAAGAAAAAGUCGAAGAGGAAAAUGUCGAAGAAGAAAAAGUUGAAGAAACAAAAUCUGAGGAAGAAGUGAAGGAAGAAGAAGAAGAAGAAGAAGAAGAAAAAAUUACUGAAAAAGAAAAAGCUGAAGAAAAUGAAGUAGAAGAGUAAAUAUCAAAGUAAGCAAGUUAACUAAAGGGCGGCUCAAAACUAUAUUAAAUACAUUUUAUACCUACAAAGAAAAAGCUAUUUGAAAGAUUUAUAUACCUAUAGUGGAAUUAAUAAUUUUAUACAUUAUAUUUUUUGAUAAAAUUGUAUAGAAUUAAAAUUGCAUUAUGUAUAGUUAUUUUAUUAUAUUGUAUACGGUUUUAAGAUAAUUUUUUUAUACUUAAUAAAAACAACUUUAAAUUUAAAUCUACCUUACACAUUGAACUUGUUGACGAAUUUGACAGGACACAAAUGGACAUUUACCGCCUAAAAGGCACCAUUAGAUUUAUUAAGUAGAUUUUUAUUAUUUUUAAAUCGAUUAUAUUAUGAGUACCUAUAUAUUAUUUAUUACUGAGGGUUGUAAAGCUUAGUAUAGUAAUAAUAUAAAUUAAAAUUAUUUGAUAGUAUCAGGAAUAAUACUAUGUACAUUGACUGUGAUAUAUAUAAUUAUAAUUAACUAUAUUAUAGAAAAAAGCAAAAACCAUGGAAAGAACAAUCAAUUAUCAUUUGUAAAAGGACUUGUCGAAAAUGUGCAUCCUUCUAGUAAAACCUGAAAUAUCGGCACUGUAUUACAAUUUUUUAAAUUACAAAAUUUCAAAUAAAUGAUUGCAUUUUGAAAUUUGAAUACAUUUUAAGAGCAUACCAUGGUUUUUUUUUAUUUUUGAGCGCAUCGGUGCACAAACAUCCUAAUUCCUAAACCUAUCCUACUUAAAUGUUAUAAAGGAUGUCGAUUUAAUCAUAUUAUAAGGUGCUACGUCAUUAUAAAAGCCUUGGAUUUACGCCAUGUUGAAAACCGUUGGCCCAUAAUAAUUAUAUCAUUGAUUUAUCAAACAAUAACUUUGGUACUACGUCGAGUGAUCAAUUUUUUCCAACACCUCUGAUGCCAACGACAUAAAUUUUCCAGGAAAACCAAUUUAAAGUGUACCAAUAUUAUUACAUAGCUACAAUAUACCUUCUAAUAUCGUCGGUAAUUUAAUAAAUUAGUACCAAUAUUGUUUUGCCUUGAGCAGUGACUAUUAUUUUGUACUUUGUCUGCUUAUAACAAGACUACUAAGGUCAUACACUCAUACCUAUCUUAUAUGCAUAUUAUAUUUUUCUAAAAAAAACCUUUCAAUUGAGUGUUUUUAUUUAAAAAGUGGUAUAUUUGCAAAUAACAAAUCAACAAAGUUUUAGGUACAUAAAUCUGUAUUGAAUUCCGAGAACAUUAGAUUUGUAAUCAAUUGUUGCACAUUAUUUGUUUCAUCGUAUUCUGAACGUGAUGCACUUCUGAUGUGUUUGUCAGGUUUUACGUGUUAUACACUUGUACGACAUUAAAACGUUUUUCACGUUACAGAUUAUACAAAAUAAAAUAAAAUUAUACGAUAAAAAUACAGAUUAUUGUAUUUUAUAUUUAACUUGGCUACACAAUUGGUAAGCUUUUGUUAUACAUUAUGUUACUUUUCAAACGUUAUUGUUAAUUUUGUAACAAACUUGUGUCGUGUAUACAUUUUAUAAACAUUAAUUAUGAUUAAUCUAUUUUCCAAAUUAUAACCGUGCGCACACAAAAAAUAAUAUUAUGAAAACCGACCAAGUGCGAGUCGGACUCGCGCACGAAAGGUUAGUCAUCAUCUAUAAACAUGUUAGCACUUGCUAUAUGAAGUCCUUUAUGCAGUAAAAAAAAACCAGAAUAAUAUUCAAGCCUGCCAAUAUCAUCUGUUCAAAAUAUUUCAUAUUACCUUCAUCGUUGAAUAAUAUGCAUCUUAUGUUCAGUGGCGAAGUCUAUAAAAAAAAUGUUGUUGCUCAAAUAAU
This is a messenger RNA of Acyrthosiphon pisum (pea aphid), 3395 nucleotides long. RefSeq names its product rho GTPase-activating protein gacV. The record is from RefSeq and is a predicted model, not a curated record. NCBI's taxonomy places the organism in Eukaryota, Metazoa, Arthropoda, Insecta, Hemiptera, Aphididae. The transcript is spliced from 3 exons. Bases 843 to 1571 code for a protein of 242 amino acids.